CACGUGGGGCGAGGCAAUCAUCCAGCUCACCCAGUAUGUGAUCAUCAUGAAUCUGAUGUUUGUUUACCACGGUCGCCAUAGAAACGCCAUCGGCUUCAUGCUGCUGUAUAUCCCCGUGAUGGUGGUGUUGUUGUGGCCGCUCGUGUCCCCAAACACCAUUCUCAUGAUGAAGAUGAUCAGUCUGCCAGUGGCGGCUUUUACAAAGAUCCCGUACAUUUACCGCAGACACAAACAACAAGAAGAGAGCCCAGAGAGGUCACCACCACCACCUCCACCCAGCUCCAGCCUGUCCUCCCAACUCCUGGUCAACCUGGGCUCCUCCGGCCGCCUGCUGACCGCUGUAGUGGACACCAGGGACUUUCUGAUGGUGCUGGGCUACGCCCUGGACUCGCUGCUUGACUGGCUGGUCACGUCACAGGCACUACGUCAUAGGCGUCGAGAGAAACUGGUGGCGGGGAGGGAAGGGAGGGAGGGGGAGAAACUGGGGAGGAAGGGAGGGGGUGGUGUUGG
Messenger RNA from Aplysia californica (California sea hare), 510 nucleotides. Its product is annotated as mannose-P-dolichol utilization defect 1 protein. The record is from RefSeq and is a predicted model, not a curated record. NCBI's taxonomy places the organism in Eukaryota, Metazoa, Mollusca, Gastropoda, Aplysiida, Aplysiidae.